Camelus dromedarius (Arabian camel) is the source of this 4801-nucleotide messenger RNA. RefSeq names its product rhomboid domain containing 1 (gene RHBDD1). Gene Ontology annotation, cellular component: membrane; endoplasmic reticulum. The coding region runs from base 180 to 1145 and encodes 321 amino acids. The record is from RefSeq and is a predicted model, not a curated record. Gene Ontology annotation, molecular function: serine-type endopeptidase activity. The transcript is spliced from 8 exons. Gene Ontology annotation, biological process: cellular response to unfolded protein; negative regulation of apoptotic process. Lineage: Eukaryota; Metazoa; Chordata; Mammalia; Artiodactyla; Camelidae.
GGUCGCGAAGACGUGGGGACGGACGCAGGCGGGCCGUAGAGAGCUGUAAUGGCCUGAGUUCUUCUUGAACAUUUAAACUGAAAAUCAAGAUCUGUAUCACCGAGGUUCAGCUGCCUGUAUAUCUUCCCAGAUUCCCAGAACCUGACCGCAUCUUCGCAUCCCUGGCUUGACACCUAACCAUGCAGCGGAGAUCAAGAGGAGUUAAUAUUGGGCUGCUCUUGCUCCUUUCUCAGAUCAUCCAUGUUGGUGUCAACAAUAUUCCACCUGUCACCCUGGCAACUUUGGCCCUCAACAUCUGGUUAUUCUUGAAUCCUCUGAAACCGCUGUUGAGCGCCUGCCUUAGCGUGGAGAAAUGUUACCAGCAGAAAGACUGGCAGCGCCUCCUGCUUUCCCCUCUUCACCACGCGGAUGAUUGGCAUUUGUAUUUCAACAUGGCGUCCAUGCUAUGGAAAGGAAUCAAGUUGGAAAGAAGACUGGGAAGUAAAUGGUUUGCCUACAUCAUUGCCACAUUCUCCCUACUCACUGGGGUGGUGUACUUGCUCUUGGAAUUUGCUCUGGCGGAAUUUAUGAAUGAACCUAACUUAAAAAGGAACUGUGCUGUAGGUUUCUCAGGAGUUCUGUUUGCUUUGAAAGUUCUUAACAACCACUAUUGCCCCGGAGGCUUUGUCAGCGUUUUGGGCUUUCCUGUACCCAACAGGUUUGCCUGUUGGGCAGAACUUCUGGCUAUCCACUUCCUCUCACCAGGGACUUCCUUCGCCGGGCAUCUGGCCGGGAUUCUUGUUGGACUCAUGUACACUUGUGGGCCUCUGAAGAAGAUCAUGAAAACCUGUGCAGGCAUUUUUCCCUCCAAUACUGGUUACCCGAGACAGCAAUACUACUUUAAUAACACAGGCUAUUCUGGAUAUCAGGGUUACUUCCCGUAUGGCGGGCCGGAGUACUAUGAUGUACCCAGGAACUACGACAUGUACACAGCAGGACUGAGUGAAGAGGAGCAGCUGGAGAGAGCGCUGAGAGCUAGCCUCUCGGACCCAGGGAGCGGCAGAAGCAGCCCUCCGCCCUAUGGGUUCCGUCUCUCACCAGAAGAAGAAAUGAGGAGAAGGCGGCUUCACAGAUUUGACAGCCAGCGAGGUGGCCCAGCCUCGUGAGCAGAUGUGGUCCAGUUGUGUCAUCAUGGCCCUGAAGCCCCCACUUAGUUUUAAACAAAGGCAGGGGCCACCGCGACCUUCCCAGGUGGCUCACGUCUUCCGCGGCCCGUCAUCCUCUGGCUACUGUGAGUCUAGAUUCACAAACAGGUGGUUUGUGUCUUGAAACCAGGCUCGUUGGAUCCAGCUCACAGCUCCCUGGGAGUGGCCCUCCUCCUGCCUUGUUCCCUCUCGCAGACAGAAGGUCAGCCUCUCCGUGUCGGGUUGGGUUCCGCACUCCUUUCUCUCACUGCCAGCUCAGCGAUGCCCCUGCCGUGUGGGUCUCUGACGACCACGACCUCCACAGGGAGGCUUGUGUUCACCAGCCCGGCAGAGCAGGGCCCCUUUCUGCUCAGUGCUUGACUUGGCAGGACGCUGGGAGCCAUCCCUGGUCCUCUGGGCACGUUGCCAUGGUGACCUUCCAGGCACAAGAUGUGGCUUCCAUCCCAGGAUGUUGUUCUGGUCUCCCUUGGCUCGGCCCCCGGGGCCCCACGUCUGGGCGGUGUCUGCAGUGAACCUGCUUGGCUCUUACGUUGCUCUGCCGUCCCAGGGUGUUUUCCUGGAAAAACCUGAGUAAGACCUCGGAUGGGAGACCACCCACUCACUCCACAACGUAUCAGGGGGCACCAACAAUUUGGGCUCACAGCAGCCUCUCCAGUGACAACAUCUGUUCCCAGAGAUGGGACUCGUGUUGAACGAAUCAGCAAAGCAGCCGCAGGUGCCCCGUGCAGAGGAGAGCGACCAGCGGGUUGGUCACUGCGAAAUCCCUCCUGAGGAAGUAUUUUUUUCUCAUAAAAGUGCCUUUUAAUUGACCACUGUACCAGCCAUUUGUCCUGCACAAGCACCCAAGACACUCCCCUAACCUACGGACUCCAAGUCACUCAAGGUGUUUCCUGGUGCUUGUGUUUUAUGAAUAAAAGGGAAAAGUCAAAUAUCACCAAUGUCUUAUUCACUGAGAUAUUUAUGUUUAAAGAGAGUUUGAUCCAGAAAAGGAUCUUCCUAUUUGGAUUGAUCUAGCAUUUGUAUCAUUUUCUGAUUAUGAAAGUAAUAUAUGUACCUUGUUAUAUACACAAAUCAAACAUCUGGAAGGAAAUAUACCCACGUGUUAACAGGUGUUAUUUUGGAAGGUAGAGUAUGUAGGAUUUUGCUUUCCAUUUUUGACAAUUUUAUACUGCUCUCUUUUUUAAAAAAUUGUGUGUGUGUAUUUGUAUUUGUAUUACUUUUGCAAUGGGAAAACCAGUUUAUAUAAAAAGAAGAAAAAUAUCAUCAGGAAAAUGGACUUAAUAAGUGUUGUGUCUCCAUCACAGUAUAAGCAGAAAUACAAAAAAAUACAUGGACAGUGUAAAAAUCACCUGUAUCCCCACCACUCCGAGGUACCCAAGGUUAACAUUUGGCGAGUACUGCUUUCUUAGUCCUCUUUGCAUACAUUUGACAAAUUCAGACACACCAACUGUGCAGCUUUACAUCCUGGUCCUGAUCGGAAUUGAUCCCGGAGAGGCUUCGCCUCUUGCAUGUAAAUGAGCUAAGAAAAUCACCUGACCUGGGAGCACUUUGACCUGCCGGCUGGCACGGUGAUACCUGAGCUGUUCUGGUUAAUUUGUAAUCGAUAUAAAGCUACAUUCAGCAUAUUUAUAGUGUCAGUCAUACCUCUGCGUCUUGUCCCUUCAAACGUGUUGAAAUUUAUCUGUUCAAGCUAAAUGUCAUUCCCCUUUCUCCCAAAGCCUUCAACUUUGACUUCCAUUACCUCUGUUGGGGGUGACCUCAUUUUCACACGCCAUCUUCUCAUAGCACCUUGGAAAGGUGAUUCUGCUAUAACACUUAGAUCUCCCCGUUAUUAUUUGCGCACAACUAGAGAAAGACGUGCCUUCUGCACAGGAGCACGGAUUGUGAAUGGCUCUGGGACGAGGCUUGUAUCUUGUUAACUACACUUUCCACCCUGCUCUCUCAAAGAUUGGCUCCUGGCUUCUGGUAAGGGAUUAUUAAAUGUUAGUUUCUCAUCAAAGUGUUUUUUUUCCAACACAUUAAAAGUCCAGCCACUGUAUAUAGAAGUAUAUGUUUUUUACUGCUGUUGAGUCCAAUCAUAGUAGCUCCUGGCUUUACUUGUCAGAUAUGAAGAUGCUGGAAUUGGAUUUUGGAUGAUGUAACUGUAAUAAUGUACACCUUCUUUAUUUAUGGAGUGUGACAUCAAACUCUACACAUGUGGGAAAGGUCAUUUUAGUUAUAAAUACAAACCAGUUACCUUAGCACAAUGAAGGUGUGCUAACUCCCACAACAAUGAACAUGUUCUGGGAAUUACUGUAACGACUUUAUUCAGUUAAUAGGUUUGCCUGUAACCAAUGCUUAUUAUUUUCAAUUUCUGUCUUUUUUUUUUUCCCCUACAAUAAGGAGUCUUCAAAGUUUUGCCGGAAAACUGGAAUUGGGUUCAGAAAAACAAAACGAAAGCCAGUGUAUUUGACUAAUUAUCUCAAAUAGGGAACAGGCAUUUAGGGCUGGUUUUAAAUUUGGUUUCUUGGCUUAAUAGUAAUUUGCCGAUUGUUACACAGCUCGUUCCCAUACUGUGGUUGUGGUCAGUCACCUUAUGAGAUCCCUUAACUCAGAAUCUUUCCUUGGUUCCCAAGAUGAGGGGGCGGUUAAAACUGCUUCUGCUUCAUGACCUUGAAUGUAUUUAUUGCCUGUGGUCCCAGAGUGGUACAUGAUUGUUCAAGGCUUCUCCGUCCUUGAAGCUUCCUGCUGCGGAGGCUCAGACAGUAAAUGGCUGGUUUUUGUAGGAUUGGGUUCAGUCUACGCAUUUGACACACAUUCUGCUGCCUGAGAAGUGAGCUGGAGGGAUGAGAGCCACCGCCCACAAAGGACAGCAAAACAGGGAGAGAGUGGCAGAGGCUCCUCCUUCCCAGUCCUCGUUUCCCUCGAGAGAUUCAGUAAAGACUUGUAGUCAGUUAGUCAUUUAAAAAAACAAAACAAGAAAACCUGUCUUCCUUCCCCUUCCCAUGGAUCAUUGCAGUCAUUUCCUUUUUUUUUUUCCCCUGGUCUUUCAUUUUAGAAUCACAGAUUCUGCUUAGAAGGACCUUAAAAUCUCUCGGUUCACUGCUCUGCUCAAUACUUAAAAUGCCUCUUCACCCAGUUCUGGAUAGCUCUGCCACUUCGUCUUCCAGAUGUACUUUUGAGAUGCCGCUCACCGUCUCGGUACCUUUUACCGUCUCUCAAGUUGCCGACGGAUGAAGGUCCGACUCCUUAGCCUCAACCCUGGGGCUCCAGCCAGCCUCCCGACCUGAGAAGACCUGUGACUGUAACAGAGUCUGUGCUUCUGCUAACUGGGCUCAUCGUCCAAGCUGUGGGUUUCCUGAUCCUGUGACUUAAAUGAAACAGCCUUUUCCUCUCUCUCGGCCCAUCCAGACCCUCCCCGUCCUGCCCCCAGACGCCUCAGCCCAGAGCUCUCAGCUCUUGUGGCCCACUUAGACUUGCUGGUUAUCCGGCAAGGGGAGGGGGGGCUUUCUCUCUAGAUUGUAAGCUUCACGAGGGCAGGGACCACGACUGUGUUUCUGUACAUCUCUUCAUAGUACCUUGAACAAUGCUUUGGAAUGUCUGGAACGUCAAAACCAAUAAACACGUGUGCACUGAAA